AUGGCUGAUGACUUUGGCUUCUUCUCGUCGUCGGAGAGCGGGGCCCCCGAAGCGGCCGAGGAGGACCCGGCGGCUGCCUUCCUGGCCCAGCAGGAGAGUGAGAUUGCGGGCAUUGAGAAUGACGAGGGCUUCGGGGCACCUGCCGGCAGCCAGGGGGGCCUCGCGCAGCCGGGACCCGCGAGUGGGGGUUCUGAGGACAUGGGGACCACGGUCAAUGGAGAUGUGUUUCAGGAGGCCAACGGUCCAGCGGACGGCUAUGCCGCGAUCGCCCAGGCGGACAGGCUGACUCAGGAACCCGAGAGCAUCCGCAAGUGGAGAGAGGAGCAGCGGAAACGGCUGCAGGAGCUGGAUGCUGCCUCCAAAGUGAUGGAGCAGGAGUGGCGGGAGAAGGCCAAGAAGGACCUGGAGGAAUGGAACCAGCGCCAGAGUGAACAAGUCGAGAAGAACAAGAUCAACAACCGGAUCGCUGACAAAGCAUUCUACCAGCAGCCAGAUGCUGACAUCAUCGGCUACGUGGCAUCUGAGGAGGCUUUUGUGAAGGAAUCCAAGGAGGAGACCCCGGGCACAGAGUGGGAGAAGGUGGCCCAACUGUGUGACUUCAACCCCAAGAGCAGCAAGCAGUGCAAAGACGUGUCCCGCCUGCGCUCGGUGCUCAUGUCCCUGAAGCAGACACCGCUGUCCCGCUAG
Molecule: messenger RNA, 687 nt
Organism: Rangifer tarandus platyrhynchus (Svalbard reindeer)
Lineage: Eukaryota; Metazoa; Chordata; Mammalia; Artiodactyla; Cervidae
Source: the annotation of a GenBank genome assembly